Molecule: messenger RNA, 477 nt
Organism: Syzygium oleosum
Lineage: Eukaryota; Viridiplantae; Streptophyta; Magnoliopsida; Myrtales; Myrtaceae
Exons: 1
Coding region: 1-477 (158 amino acids)
Source: RefSeq, a predicted model, not a curated record
AUGGGCACGCCACUCGGCCCACGGGCACAAGGCUCGGUCACGGGCUCGGUCACGGCACAAGGCUCGGUCACGGGCUCGGUCACGGGCUCGGCCACGGGCGCGAGCGCGGGCGGCGAGCGCGGCGGCCGGGCGCGGGCGUGGGCAACGGGCGCGGGCGUGGGCACGCGGCUUGGUCACGAUCCGAGCUGGUCGGCCGGGCUAGGCCAGGCUGGUCGGGCGGCGACAGCGGCAGCGAUGGCGGCGGCGAUCGGGCGUGGCGGCGGGUCGUGCGGCGGCGGCGGCGACGGUCGGCUAGCUGCACGGCGGAGCGGCGGCGACGAACGUCGGAAAGCCAACGGGGAGAAGAAGAAGUUGGCUGAGGCGUUUGGUGCGGCCGGACGCUCAGAGGUGACGACAGCGACACUCGAGCGUUUGCCGGCAAUGGGAGCUGGCAAUGAUGACCUGGGUCGGCCACGUGGCGGGGUUCGGUCGCAAUAG